Messenger RNA from Rhincodon typus (whale shark), 2793 nucleotides. RefSeq names its product endothelin-converting enzyme 2-like. Gene Ontology annotation, biological process: protein processing. NCBI's taxonomy places the organism in Eukaryota, Metazoa, Chordata, Chondrichthyes, Orectolobiformes, Rhincodontidae. Bases 318 to 2627 code for a protein of 769 amino acids. The transcript has 19 exons. Gene Ontology annotation, molecular function: metalloendopeptidase activity. The record is from RefSeq and is a predicted model, not a curated record. Gene Ontology annotation, cellular component: plasma membrane.
GUCUGCAGGCGUGUGGAUAGGUUCUUGGCAUUAGCGAAUGAUCGGCUCUGCUCUCUCUCUCUCUCUCACCCACACACAACAAACCGAGCGGCUAGCCUUUUUAUUUUUCGGGAGGGCUGAUGCGGUAGGGAGAAAGGGACUUAUCUUCGCCGCGACAAUAGGGAUUUGGCUUAAUUGGUCGUCCGGAAAACUUCCACCAUCUCAGUGACUGUUCCCGCGAGCCCGCCCUGACAACCAGCAAUGAAGACGGCGGGAAAAGGCUAAUUAGCAGCUGUGCCGUGUCAAUCGGUUCUUGCUGGGCUUUUACAGUGUUCCGGAUGCAGCUGUCUACGGAGGAAAGUUUUGUAGCACCGCUUAUGAUGUCAAACUAUAAGCGUGCAACUUUUGAAGAUGAUGAUCCUGCAGAAUCAGCAACAGAUGGCAAUGCCUCACCAGAAAGUGUGGAGGUUGGCUUCAGAAAAGGUAAAUCACUUUCUUUGGGAUCCAUUGGAACGAUAACACAGUUGGAACUGACCCUGUUAGCAGUCCUCUUGGUUGUAGUUAUGGCCCUGAUUGGUUGUAUUGUUACUCUGGUAAUAAAGAAUACCCAAGAUCCUUCACAUAAAAUUUGUCUGUCUGAAACUUGUAUUAUGGUGGCUGCUAAAAUAACAGAAUCCCUAGACCGUUCAGUGGACCCCUGCAAUGACUUUUAUCAAUAUGCCUGCGGUGGAUGGAUAAAGAAAAAUCCAUUGCCUGAUGGAAGGUCACGUUGGAAUACCUUUAAUAGUUUAUGGGACCAGAACCAGGCAGUUAUGAAACAUCUUUUGGAAAACUCCACCUUUAAUUCUAGCAGUGAGGCAGAGCGGAAAGCUCAACAUUAUUAUCUUUCCUGUUUGAACGAACAAAGAAUUGAAGAACUUGGCGCACAGCCUUUGAUUGAUCUCAUUAAUAGGACAGGAGGCUGGAAUAUCACAGGUCCCUGGGAUAAAGACAACUUCAUGGAAGUGCUAAAAGCAGUUUCUGGGACUUACAGAGCGGUUCCUUUUUUCACUGUCUAUGUUAGCGCAGAUUCCAAAAGUUCCAACAGCAAUGUCAUUCAGGUUGAUCAGUCAGGCUUAUUUCUUCCAUCUCGUGAUUACUACCUAAACAAAACAGCCAAUGAAAAGGUACUGCAUGCAUAUCUGGACUAUAUGGUUGAACUGGGUGUACUUCUGGGAGGAGAGCGUAAUUCAACAUACACUCAAAUGCAGGAAGUUUUGGAGUUUGAAACUAUCCUUGCAAAUAUCACGGUUCCCCAGGAUGAGCGUCGAGAUGAAGAGAAAAUAUACCACAAAAUGACCAUUGCAGAUUUACAGAAUUUAGCACCUGCCAUUGACUGGUUGGAUUAUUUAUCAUUUGGACUGGCACCAGUGGACCUGAAUGAAACAGAAUCAGUAGUUGUCUAUGCCAAGGAAUAUCUGCAGAUGGUGUCUGAUCUUAUUAAUAAUACUGACAAGAGCAUUUUGAACAAUUACAUGAUAUGGAAUUUAGUACAGAAGACAGCAUCCAACUUGGAUCAGCGGUUUGAAAAUGCACAGGAAAAGCUUUUGGAAACUCUCUAUGGUACAAAGAAGUCCUGUACUCCUCGAUGGCAGACUUGCAUUGGAAAUACAGAUGACACUCUAGGAUUUGCCUUGGGAGCAUUAUUUGUGAAAGUUACAUUUGAUAAAGAUAGCAAAAUAAUAGCAGAAGAAAUGAUUAACGAAAUUCGAACAGCAUUUAAAGAUGGUUUGGACAAGCUUACAUGGAUGGAUGAUAAAACUCGACAAGCAGCUAAGGAAAAGGCUGAUGCCAUUUAUGACAUGAUUGGUUUUCCAGAUUUCAUUUUAGAUACAAAGGAGCUGGAUGAAGUUUACGAUGGGUAUGAAGUAUCAGAGGAUUCAUUCUUUCAAAAUAUGUUGAAUUUCUACAAUUUUUCAGCCAAGGUAAUGGCGGACCAGCUUCGGAAAGCACCCAACCGUGACCAGUGGAGCAUGACACCUCCUACAGUAAAUGCCUAUUACCUGCCAACAAAAAAUGAGAUAGUCUUUCCUGCUGGUAUUUUGCAAGCACCAUUCUAUGCUAGAAGCAGUCCAAAAUCUCUGAACUUUGGAGGUAUUGGAGUAGUGAUGGGUCAUGAAUUAACACAUGCCUUUGAUGACCAAGGCAGAGAAUAUGAUAAAGAUGGUAAUUUACAACCAUGGUGGCAAAAUUCUUCAGUUGAAACUUUUAAAAAUAAAACUGAGUGUAUGGUUAAUCAGUACAACCAGUAUACAGUAAAUGGAGAACAUAUCAAUGGAAAACAAACAUUGGGCGAAAACAUUGCCGAUAAUGGUGGCCUCAAAGCUGCAUAUCAUGCCUACAAAACAUGGGUGAAACAGAAUGGAGAAGAAAAACUAUUGCCUGCAGUUGAUUUGACCAACCAUCAGCUCUUCUUUGUAGGAUUUGCACAAGUGUGGUGUUCUGUGCGCACACCAGAGAGUGCCCAUGAAGGCCUCAUUACAGAUCCACACAGCCCAGCCAAAUUUCGAGUUAUUGGAACAUUAUCAAAUUCCAAAGACUUUGCUGAACACUUCAAUUGUGCAACAGGGACCCCGAUGAAUCCUGGAAAACAAUGUGAAGUGUGGUAGCUGUGCAUGUCCUAAUGAUGGACCUUUACACUGGAUAGUUUUCACAGGAAGUCAAAAAGCUUUGAAACACUGACCUAAGAGGAAUAAAAAAUAAAAGAAAAUGUACAUUAUAUCACGCACUUUUUGUACCACAAAUGUUAAAAGAUUAUUAAAUGUUAAAAAUGCA